Messenger RNA from Dermacentor silvarum, 9268 nucleotides. RefSeq names its product F-box only protein 21-like. The transcript is spliced from 10 exons. The coding region runs from base 201 to 2108 and encodes 635 amino acids. Gene Ontology annotation, molecular function: protein binding; DNA binding. The record is from RefSeq and is a predicted model, not a curated record. Lineage: Eukaryota; Metazoa; Arthropoda; Arachnida; Ixodida; Ixodidae.
AUAAACGCAAAGUUAAAGGGCUGUUAUUGCCAAUUUCGUUACAAAUAGUGACGACCCCAAGGAACCGGAACCUCAAGGCGCAUUCUCGCUUGUCACCUGACAAACCUGUGAUGUUUUAUUUUUGUAUUUUUUGUUCCUGUUUCGCAAUAGGGUUAAAAACCUAGCGCGCGUGAGCGCCUCUCUUGCCAGACGAUGUAACGAUGGCGGCGGCGGAGGAUCCGGAGCCCGUGUUUACGUUGGACUUGUUGCCGCAAGAAGUGAUCCUGCACAUCCUGUCAUUCCCACAAAUCGAAGUGGACGAUCUUCUGCGCUUCUCCGAAGUUUGCUCAAAGUUCCGCGAUGUCGUGUGCAGCAACGACUUGUGGAAGAAGAAAUUUACUCGACGUUGGCCCGACCUUUUUCGUCAGCACAGUGCCGCCAACACACGGUGGCGCAAGGAGUGUCUGGAGCGCCUCUCCUGUGGGCUCAAGCUCAGGUCCUGGAUGUCACAGAUGUCGCGGGACUUCUACGCACAUGAUGAGCUCUCUGAAGAUGCCUUCCGGGGAAUCUUGUCCCUGAGCGGCCACCCCCGAAAGCUGCUCUUCUUCAGCGACGAGCUGGCGGCCAUCUUGGAGGACGAUCAGCCGCAUGAGGAUCUCACGCUCAAGUACUACGCCCGACGGGUGCAGUGCCACGUCUGCCACGAGCACAUGAAACAGCGCUGGGAGUCGUACCUGGGCUGCGAUGCCUCGGCCGAGCCCAGCCUGGAAGAGGGCGCACUCCUUCUCUCACAGUGGUGUCAGCCACUGCACCGGGUGCCAACCGAAUGGGUGCGUCGCACCCUGGACGAAUUGGCUCGCCGAGCCAAAGCAAUAGUAGCCACGAGGCACCCCGGGCACCCCCUCGUCAGGUGCGACUGGCAGUUAAGUCACGCAGCCCUACCCGAAUCGAGGUGGAACCCCGCGGAGUGCCGGUCUGUGCUCAUCUGCAUCAACCAGGCCCUGUUUCAAGAGUUUGGCCUGACGGGAGACAGGCAGCACUACCACACACCAGAGAACUCGUUUAUAGACAAGGUUUUGGAAAAGAAAAGCGGGAUCCCACUGACACUGUGUGUCAUAUACGGAGCGGUGGCCAGGCGCCUGGGCAUUCUCUGCCUGCCGGUCAACUUCCCUACACACUUCCUUCUCAAGUGGCUGGAGCACCCUCUGUUGCCAGAGGAGCAGCGAUACACCUACAUCGAUGUCUACCACGGCGGUCGCUUCAUGGCACAGGGUGAAUGCGUGUCACUGUGCCCAAACCUGCAACUGGACAGGAAGACCUGCUACAGUGUGCUCCGCACACCGAAGGUGCUGGUGCGGAUGUGCUGGAACCUGGUGGAGGCGUGGCGGCAGUUUGAGGGUAACCUGGGCAUGCAGGGACUCCGCUACGCCCUGGAGCUGCUCGAGCUUUUUGAAGGUCGCGGACGGCACCGGAGUGACCCCAUGCGGGGAGACAUUGAGCACCGGCUUCUCUUGGCACGCGUCUACCUGCACCUGGGCAUCAACUAUGAGCAGAUCCUGAGCUUGCUCAAGGGAAUCGAGGCAGCACACCCGGCGUCCAGUGGCAUUGUGGCCUACAUGUAUCGCACCGCCCAGAGCCAGAUGGUGGCGUUAGAGCAGCGGAGGGAGAACCGCUCGCAGAGGCAGCCCCGCAAGCUCCGCACAGAGCCCCGGUCGCACGCCAAGGUGGCCUACGCCGUGGGCAUGAUCAUGCGGCACAAGAAGUAUCACUACCAGUGUGUCAUCUACGGCUGGGACGGCAAGUGUGCAGCCAACCGGGACUGGAUCUUCCAGAUGGGUGUGCACAACCUUAGCCACGAGGACAGGCAGCCCUUCUACAACGUGCUAGUCGAAGACGGCUCCAACCGAUAUGCUGCUCAAGAAAACUUGGAAAUGUCUACGAGCCCUGAUGUGAUCACGCACCCCGACGUUGGGAAGUACUUCGAGCGUUUCUGUGGCACGCACUACCUCCCAAACGCCGAGAAAGAGUACGAGUACCCCGAAGACGCGGAGGUGCGAGACAAGCUGCUGCUCCAGACGUUCCACAGUAGUGACGACGAAGAAGAGGAAGAGGAGUCGUGCAGCAUUUAGAACCCCCCGAUGGUUCGACCUCGUCGACACUCAGGGGUGAGCUCGUCAACAGAUUAGGGUCGCCUUUCCGUCAUGUGUUUUGGCUCUAGGGAUGCCAACAUUGCGCGCGAUUCUUGGGCAGCUUCCCGAAAUGCUGCGGAGUUUAUAAUUGUACAUUUGUGAUCAGUUUGUCGGCUAAAUUGUUGUUGCAGCUGUUUUUCAAAGGCAGAGUAGGGAACUUCUGUCACGUUGUACAGUAGCUGUAGGAGAGUUUCCUUUGGUGUUGCCAGAAAACCUGGUCGCAAGUGUUUGUGUUAAGCACCACAGAAACAGUCCUUUUCUUUUUCUUCUUUUACUACAGUGGUGUGCAUGUUGCAUUCAUGUUGUAUAGCCGUGGUUAGUGUAAAAGGGUGCACAAUGAUUCAGGCCUGAACACACUGCAGUAUUUUUUUUUUCUCUUAUAUUUUGUUGUGUUCAAGAUAUGGUGCAGCAUUGGCAGUUACAAGUGUGCGAUAACGCUCCUCAGGACAGUUGUCAAUACAUUUUAUGACUUGGGUGCAUAAAAGCUUUGAAUUUAUCUGAUUUGUCGGUGUUCAGAGCACAGAGGAUGUGUUGGCCCGCCCAAAUCUUUAAAAAUACCGUGCAAGUGUCGGCCACUGAGCCAUUCAGUGCAUCAACAGCGCGGGUCAGUGAAAUUAAGUAAGAUGAGGCAUGCAUGCUGAAAAAGCAGGAAAGUGUGCUCGUUGUAUACUAACCUUUAAAGACCACUAAAAAGCUAAAUCAUGUUAUAACCUUGUUGGACGGGCAGUUUUCAAUGGCGGUCGAGUUGAUGGCCUCCGAGAUUCUCAAAUUGUUUCAAACUCAAAGCAGUUGUGUCACUGCUAUGCUGUAAACCUGAAGGCUGGUGCGAUGUUCAGUAAUCGGACACCAAAGCACUUGGUGCAUGGUGCAUUGCGCAUCCCAAAAGUGAUAUACUGUGAAAAAUAAUCUAAGUAUCCAAAAUACAUUCUCUUUGCUGCAAGAUGUUUGUAAUGUCAUGCUGAAACAGUGUAGUUCUUUAGUUAUGGUAUUACUGCACUUUCGCAUCUUUCACAGAUCGGAACUCAUUUUAUUUGAGUGCACUGGCAACAUCGAGGCUGCUGGCUGCAGUUUUUGUAUUUGGCAGAGUGAGACUUUCAGUCGUCGUUGAUAAAAGAGAAUAAAUUGUUUUUAUAAAGUAAAUAGUUUUUCAUUUAUUUUUUACUGCAUUGUUUAUGGUGUGCUAUUGUAAGCAUGCUGCUAACGAGGGUCCUACUCUCACUGCUCAAAGGCCAGUGAUAUUUCAGUAGUGUUCCACACAACUCCGUCAACACUAUGGACUAUUGACUCGACAGCCAUUAAAACUGGCCAUGUAGCAAUGCCUAAGUUACCGGUGGGUCAAUGGGCUAUCAGCUCAAAGGCCUCGGAAGUGACAACACAGGUGACGUCACUAUGGCAUCAUAAAUUUCGUUGAUUCUUUUCUGCAUUUUCACCUCAUAAGGAGGGCAACAGAGUUAAUGUUCAUAGAACUGCUCUUAGGUGAGUUCCAUCUACAAUUGGCUACCACUGGUACGAUAGUCUCGUCACUUCACUCGCCAUUGCGAUUUGCAGGCUCCUGGGCACCAGGCAGUGAGGAAAAACUCUUAAUGAGACAUAAGUUUAGUGCAUACCGGCCCUGUUAAUCAGCCAAAGAUCUAAUUUGCAUGUGCUCUCAUGCUCUCUACAUGAGCUGUUUACGUUACUGAUUUACCCAUUCUUGCUGUCCUCUAGCACUGACUUGCUGAAUGGUCAACACUUGUGCAAUUGCGGUUAAAAGUGUGACUCUUUUGGAAGUCUGUCCUAGCAAUUCGAAAGUCUAGAACUUCUGUCUUUUUACGUGCAAUACAAGUCCAUUGUGCUGAAUGUGUGUGAUCUGUACCACAUAUCUUUACAAUGGGUGUUGGCAAGCAAACUCCUGAAUCCCUUCUGCCAUUUGCUCAUUUUGGGAGGUUCUGCAAGUAAGCAGCAACUUGAAGACCUUACCAAUCCUAAUCGUUUGUUCUUGCAGAAUUCCAUAAGGUUUGCAAAACCCAUUACAUUUCUAGUGUGCAACGCAGGAAGUAAUAAAUUUCAUGGUCCGAGCAAAGGUUUUGUUGCACUGCUAGAGAAUCUGGUAACUGAUUUCUAGCGAGAUUUCCUAAAAAUUUUUGUUUGGCAGCAUGGUUGCAUUGCAGGCACUUUGUAGUAGGCUAUUGUAAGUUCCUUGUAAGUUCCCGCCAUAGCGGAAACACACUAAAGAAAUUCGUUUGGCAGUGAAGCUAAAGCUACAUAGUGGGGCUGCUGUGUUUAAAAAACUGUGGCCACAGGAUGUCCACUUCAAUCUUGUGGGAGUUGGUUGUUGCAAAUCUUGUUUUGUUUUAUUGAAAGUCUCAAGUAUGAGGCAUAGCUGCAGGACUUUGUUUUGCCUCUAUAUAUGCCUUUAGCCCCGGUACACCAGGAUAUUUUAUUUUUAAAUCUCUGUAUAAACUACUAUUCUAUUCUAUUCUAUUCUAUUCUUAACAUCUCUGAUAUUGGCUUUGUUCUUUAAGACACUUAAUUUGGUGCAUAAACUACACUGACAAGCAUAGCCAAAUUUGCAGAUGUCUCAGUCCUAAGUCCUGCACCAUUUUCACAGAUGCUUCCAAGUGUUUUGGUUAGCAAGCUCAUUAAGGUAAAUGGGAAAAUCUUCCGACUGAGUGGAUUUUGAAUUAUUCAUUUGUUGGAGAAAGAGAUGUUUGAGGCAUUCGUUCAUUGAUGGUGGAAACUUGCACCGCUCAUGCAUGCCUGUGAAACAAUGUGAAACAGGCGGAAAAUGGUAGAUUACUCUUUCAUACCUCCCUCUAUGCCCGAUGGCAAAGAGUUAUCUGUUAGAGAAGCAAGUGGUACAAGAUCUGUAAAGGAAGCAGUGGCCACAUACUGAAGGGAAGCCAAUUCCUGUUCGGGCGAGGGCGUUCAUUUUUUAAUGCGGGCCUCGGAGCAGGCAGGGGUUUUGGAAAUCUCUGGGAGAGGCAUUUGUUCUGCAGUGGGCAUAGAUAAGGCUGACGGUGAUGGUGAUGAUUAGGAAGGGCUGGGCAUUGAUAAAAAAAUUAGCCCAAGUAAUUAGAACAUUUUCAAUUAUUAAUCUAUUGUAUAUGAGAGCUAAAGUAAAAGAAAUCAAAAGUGGUGGCUUAUGUGCACGAACAUUCAAGACAUAAAAAAAGAACUGUUUCAAGCAGACAGUUACUCACUGUGGUGGCUUAGCGUUUAUGGCGGUGUGCUACUACGGAUAAGGUCGUGGGUGCCAGAAUGGCCGCUCUUCAAUGGGGGUGAAAUGUGAAAACGCUCAUGUAAUUAGAUUUAGGCGCAUGUUAAAGAACCCAAGGUGGUCAAAAAUAAUUUGGAGUCCCCCACAACAGCAUGCCUCACAGUCAGACAAUGGUCGUGGCAUAUAAAACCACAAAAUUUAAUUAAUUUAAUUUUAAAUUGACAGUUGCCUUUAAUAUCAUGUCGGCAGCACUUUGCACGUGUGAACAUAUAGAGCAUAUCAAACUCCGAUGCAAUCAUAAGAGCAGGUGUGGAGACAAAGAAGCUUGUUAACAUUCUGUGGCAGGCUGGACACGAAACCCUCUUAGCAUUAGUAGGCAACAUUAACAAGCGGUUAACACUGUGCUGGUGUUUAAAGGUGACGGCGCCAAUGUUCUUUUGUCCUUGCAUCCUUUCCAGCACCACCUGUUAGCAGUUCUGAAAGAGUAAUCUACCAAACCAGGUGCUCAACUCGAGGUGGAUUCCAGUUAGUGAUCAGAGCGAGCUUCCUGCUGGUUGAUUCAGAAUGGGUUUGAUUCACACUGAUUCAAACUACAGUCAAACCCAGUUAUGAAGAGCAGAUAUGCACGCUAAAAAUAUUUCAGUAUACCAGGUAAUUUGAUGUAUCCAAAUUGAACAAAUUUUUGUGAUGCAUUCGGUAAAUAUGGAUUCUUCAAAAUCUCCAGCAGAGAAAAGAAGCGAGCAAGGAAUCAUUGAAAACAGAACUAUGCCUUGGCAGUAAUUCUGGCCUGUGCCUCGAACUGUUUCUAAGUGUCACUGUGAAUGGUGUUUUCGAUGCACUAGACUGUGUACGCCUGCUGUAGUCAACUUCCCUUAAUGUUGGCACAGUACAGGCACACAACAUCCACUGCAGAAAAUUUGUCCUGAAGUGUCAGGUGAUGUCCCGAGUUCAAUGUAUGAAAUAUCCAGUUGGUUAUGAGGGGGCUAUUUUAAUGUAUACCGCUCGGUGAGUUUUACGUGUACAAUAUAGACGAUAAUUUGCUUUAACCAGGUUCGUUAAAUUCGGGUUCGUCUCUACUUCGAUUCGAGUGGGUCAAUUCACGAAGACUGAUCGUUAGGGGUCAGCUUGCUCUGUAAUGGGUCGCUCUUUUUUACUCUGCGGUUAAAAGACACAAAUUCAACUUGAAGUUCAAAGUUCUGGAGUGCACUGCACGUGACAACUUCUUCUGUGAUCCAACACUGAGCGUUAGGCGUCGCUCUGGCAGAUUUCUACUCGGGGAAAUCCUAGCGGGGUUUGAGCGCUCCCUCAGGAAUUCAGGUAGCCCCUCAGAAACGACGAGACGAGCAAGCCGUUAGCGUUUCUCUCUCAGUGUCCCCUUCUUUUAUGAUGGCCUCAUGUGUGCACUCUACAAAUGCACAUAGCCAUUUCAUGCUGCAAAUCCAGAGAACAGUGCAACUUACUUUGCUCAGUUUUUCACUUACACGAAGGAACGCUCCACUUGCUCUCCUCUGUACCUCAGAAUUUGCUGGGUUGUCAGAGAUGUCCUUGACAGCCCCUCCUCCCCCUCUCCAUAUCUUUCUUUCACGUUUACCUCAGAGACUACCAACAGUAUGACUAUACUACUUAGUGUAAAUUAAUGGUUGUGCUACAGUUGUUUUUACUCCAUGUGCCUACACAGCAUGUUUGCGUGUUUCAUGAGAGGUGUAUCCCUGAUUAGCGUGUACUCAUUGCUGUAAUGACAGCACUUGUGUAAUGUAAUAGUCUACAGCCCGCCACAGGCUUUGCCAGAGACACUGUGUUCGCAGGUUUGUACGAUUUGGGUUACGCAUCUUGUGAGCAGUGUACAAAAGUGGUCAGUUUUGUUUGAACGUAUGUCCCGAGUCCAAGUUCGAGGGCUGCACGACUAGGCCCUUCCAUGCAUCGGGCCACAUUUUGGCAGAUUUUGUGACCUAAGACCGUGCAGGGUUACAGCUUGUUUUUUUUUUUUUUUGUUGUUUAUUGUUCUUUAAAACUUUAAAAUAAAUUGAAGUCUGUGAUGUGCGAGAACUGUCAAUUUGUUUUGAGACAGCUGUUUGUGUAAUCUUUGUUUUGUUUUAUGUUUUUAAUAGCCCAAAGGGCAGUGCCCAAUGAUGGGUACAACAUGUAAGAGUUGUCAUUGAGCAUAGUGAACAAUGAGCCUGUUGUAAAAAGAUGUUGAUCCUGUGCAAUCUUGCGUUCUGUACAUUACAUACACUGUAUAUUGCCGUGUACGAGUUGAUUCUGAGUAUUAAAUGACUACUGCCCCCUACCUAACUCGGACCUUUUGGGACAAAAAGAAAAAAAAUGUUUUAGAAACAUGAGGAAUGGCAAAUUUAUCGUAUUUUCUUGCAUAUAACCCGCACCGAAUUUUUUUUUUAUUUCUUAAAAAGUGGGGGUGCAGGUUAUCUGCGAAUAUUCGCGAAGGAAGGGAGGGGGUGGUGGUUGGCUUCACUGCAAUGCGCGGCCUGCCGUGCAGAGUCCGCAUUUUCCGCAUGCCUAUCGACAUCAACGUGUGUUAAGCCAAUAGGAGGCCAACACAUGUAUAGUCAGAUCCACAUCCAUAGCCUGGUUAGACGCUUUUCGCACGCGUCAGGUGCCAUUUCUUAUACGCCCAGUUUGCACAAUUGGCCAGCCUUGUUUAGGCAUCAUGAGUGUGUCUCGGCGGCAGUCUUUCACAGUGAAAGAGAAACUGAAGAUCGUAGCCGCUGCUGAAGAAAUCGGCAGCAGAGCUGCUGCGAGAAAGCACGACGUCGACGAGUCCUUGCAUUUGCAACUGGCGGAAGAAAAAAGAGGCUCUCGAAACUGCGAACAAGAGCAGGUGAGCAUUUCGCAGCCCGAAGACUGGCACGUACGCACCCCCAGCUUGAGAUGCAGCUUGCGAAAUUGAUUGAGAAGCGAAGGAGUUGUGGCCACAUCUUUCCUCAUUUUUUUGGAUAAGCAUGCGGGUUAUACGCGAGUUUUUUUUUUUUUUUUUUUUUUCGUGGAGUUUGAAAUUAUGGGUGUGGGUAAUAUGUAAGGACAGGUUAUACGCGCGAAAAUACGGUAUUUCUUGUUUCAAAAAGUUGUACUUUUUGUUGCUGUCUUCUAGCGUACCUGUUUGGCGUCGUCAUCUUUGACAUUGCUCCCAAUGACAACAUAUUUGUCCCUGUCAUUGGAGUUGUGUUGAAAGCUAUCAGGCUUUGGGUGUCAUCAAAAUGAAGUGCUACACUAGCACCUCACAAACCACGCCACACUGUACGCCUCUUACCUCCAAUGCUCAGUUUUGUCACUACGUACAUUUAAUUGAACCGUUCUGAGACAUCAAAGCUUCUCCUCAUUGUGAGCUUCUGUUCUCUUCCUAGAAUAAUAUUGCCUUCCAUGUGAGCAACACCAAACCUGCCAAGGCAUUUUCACUGCUAGCCCCACCGGAACGUGCUUCCACAACAAUGUGGACAUACUGGCGUGACUGAUUGCACAUACAAGAUGUGGUGCCACUACAUCUUUGGCUAAAAGAUUGACUGGAAACUGACUUCAGAGCCAACUUUGAGCCAAGGUCUUCACUUCAGCCAAAUAUAAAGUCAGUUUCCCAUGCAUGCCACCAUGUGUGCCGCAAACAAAGAAGUCUCCACAUACAGGUCAGCUCUAUCUAAUUCGGGGCGCUCGUUUUUCAAGAAAAAGAGAAAGCAGGUCGACUUAUACACGGCAAUAUGAGGUAUUUUGUUUUCAUUCUGUUGACCCUUUAUCUGUCGUGACGCACAAGGUUAUUGCAUUGCCAUGUGUAUACUGUGUGCAGCAUGGUUGUGGCGGUUCCCUCCACUUUUCCAGCGUGCAUGCUGCAGCAAGGGAGCACCACACACACUUAUUCCAAGUUUGUAUGCAAAAUAAAGGCAACAGUGAAAACACA